This is a messenger RNA of Ilyonectria robusta, 1944 nucleotides long. Its product is annotated as glycoside hydrolase superfamily. Bases 1 to 1944 code for a protein of 647 amino acids. Gene Ontology annotation, molecular function: alpha-L-arabinofuranosidase activity. The transcript has 3 exons. NCBI's taxonomy places the organism in Eukaryota, Fungi, Ascomycota, Sordariomycetes, Hypocreales, Nectriaceae. The record is from RefSeq and is a predicted model, not a curated record. Gene Ontology annotation, biological process: L-arabinose metabolic process.
AUGCGUCUGCUGUAUCUUUCCCCGGCUCUUCUGGGGUCAGUCAGUGCAUUGAGCCUCUCUCUGGCACCCUCCGGUGGCAAUCAAUCAAGCCAGCUCCUCUAUGGCCUGCUCUAUGAAGACAUCUACCAUUCAGGUGAUGGUGGCCUGUAUGGCGAAAUGAUACGCAAUCGAGCUUUCCAGGGCUCCGCCGUUGCCCGGCGUGUUAGCCUUGACCCAACCACUGACUUCUGGCACCCCGUUGGAAAUGUCGAAUUGUCCAUUGCCGACACCACACCUCUCUCGUCCAGCCUCCCUCAUCACCUUCAAAUCAAGGUGCCUGCGGGUGCCAAAGGCCCUGUUGGCUUCUACAACGACGGCUUCUGGGGCUUCAAUGUGGACGCCGCCAAACGGUAUAUUGCCAGCCUGUACAUCCGGGCCGACUACACUGGGAAGAUCGACACCUCCUUCCGCAACACCAUCUCUGGCCAGACUCUGUCCUCAUCUGCCAUCAAGGUGAACCAGAAGAGUUCCGAUGGCUGGGUUCAAGUGUGGACGCCCACCUUUAUGCCGGACAAGUCUCCUGGCAACCCAAACAACACCUUUUACUUCACGUUUGACGGAGAGAAGCUAGCCGGAAAGACGAUUGAUGUGAACCUCAUAAGCCUCUUUAAGCAGACGUUCCUAGAUCGGUCAAACGGUCUGCGCCAAGAUCUGGCUGAAUCCGUCGAGGAACUGGGCCAUAGCUGGAUUCGAUUGCCCGGAGGCAAUAACAUGCAAGGUCUUCGACGCCCUCUGCACUGGACGUGGAACCAGACUAUCGGAGCCCUGAAGGACCGUUCCGGUCAAAUUGGAGUAUGGGGUGACAUCAACACCAACGGGUUUGGCCUCUUGGAGCAGAUGCAGAUGGCUCGGGACCUCAACCUGACGGUAGUGCUGGGCGUCCAUGCUGGGCUUUAUCUGAACGGCGAUGUUGUUGCUCCGUCCGACAUGCAGCCGUACGUUGACAUGGCGCUUAAUGAGCUCGAGUUUUUGAAUGCAAGUCAUAGCCCUACUCCAUACGGUGCUUUGCGCUCGUCGUUGGGCUAUCCCAAGCCGUUCAACGUGCAAUGGGUCGAGAUUGGCAACGAAGACUAUCUCAACGGCGGAACCAAAUCCUACUACGACUACCGUUUCAACACGCUCUACAAAGCCCUCAAGCAAAAGUACCCUGACAUGCACUUUGUGGCUACCAUUAACCCGUCGCCAUCUCCCGACAAGGGCAAAGGUGGAAUGAUCGAUUUGCACAUCUACGACAGCCAAGACCAUUUUGCCAGCCUCUACAACACGUUCGACCAAGCGAGCAGGGACUUCCCCGUCUUUGUUGCAGAGUACGCCGCGAUCCGGGCUUUGGGCAACGGCGGCCCAGAGAUCGGCGCGCAGACCUUUGGCAUGUCGUGCGCCGAAGCGAUUUUCCUUCUGGGCAUCGAGAGGAACUCGGACAUCAUUCUUGGGUCGGCCUACGGUGCUUUGAUAAAGCAGUACGACGAGGAGCCCAACACCGUGGCCGUCAUCAAGCACACGGCCAACGACAUCCUGAGGUCGAUGACCUACCACGUCCAGAAGCUGUUCGCCCACAACAUGGGAACCGAGACACUCCCAGUCAAAGCUUCUGACGGGGGUAUUGGACCGGUGUACUGGUCUGCCACAAAGAGAAGCGAUGCCACGAUUCUGAAGUUGGUGAAUUAUAAUGGACAGACUGGCAGCCAAAAUGCCGUGCAGGUUGUCAUUGAGGACUCGGAUGCCACGCAGGCAACACUGACCGUCUUGUCUGCCGAGAGCGAUCAGAGUGUCAACAAUCUCCGCGCACUGGGAGGGGAGGCAAGCAAGCUCGCGACAACGACAGUCAAAGGGAACAAGGGCAAGUUUUCUGUGGUUUUCGACAAACCCUAUGAGAUUGCUAUCUUGGAAGUUAGCAAUAGAGCUUGA